UGGCGUCGAAACUUACUUCGCAUUUUCUUGCAUUUAUUUUAUAGUUCAGUGAUUUGUGGCUCCAUCAUAUAGCUUUUACAGUGCAGAGUAUAAACGUUAAAAUCCACCGCGAACCCUUAUCGAAAACCGCAAAAAUAGGCUCGUUGAUCGUUCGAAACGAAGGCUAAAUCAGCCAACAUUAUCACAGUGCGAAAUAUCAAGAAACGUGUAACUUUUGUGAGGGGCGGUGCAUACUAUAACCUAAAUCCGUUCGGCGUGUGAAUUACGUACAAACAUCGUUUUCAUUUGGUAGCAACCUUAUGCAUGUCAAAACCCCUCUAAUGUCACGGUUGAAUUGGGAUAGCGUAUAAGUUUAUCCAAGAAGCCUUUCGUCAACAACGCCGUCAUCAGAAUCAGAACCAACUUUGAGUGCAAGACAGGUGAGAGAGUAUCAUCAAGUGCAAACUGAAUUAACAAGCGCAGUCAUGAGUCCACUCAACAAAGGACCUAUGAUGGCUCCCGGUAAUCCAGCUGCCUUGAGAGGUCCUCCGAUGCCGAGGUACGGACGAGUGCCGCCGCCGUUGCCUCCACCACCGAGAAUGGGUAGACCCAUGCCACCCCCUCCAAUAUUUGGACAUCCAAGGGGUAGGCCUCUUCCAACCGGACUACCAAGGCCUGGACCUAUGAUGGGCAGACCCAAUGGACCUCCAGGACUUCCACCAAUGUUUGGACCUAGAGGUAGGCCCAUGCCACCUAUGCCUCCCAUGCCUCCUAUGGGACCUAUGAGAGGACCUAUGGGACCUCGUGUAUUACCCAUGAUGAGACCUGGCCCACGAGGUAUACUUCCUCCACAUGUUUUACCACAUACAAGGCCCAGAUUUCCUCCUAAUCAUACUAAUGGCAAGAAGAUGAACAACAAUAAAAAUAAUAAACUUAAGGAACUAGAAUUGAAAAAGCCAUGGAUGACAGAGGAGAUUCGCACUGAAAUUCAGAAGAAGAACAAGCUAUAUGCUAAAGCUAAGAAGAAUAAGGAUACCAAUGAAUGGAAGGAGUUCAAACACUUUAGGAACAAAGUAAUUCGUAUGAUCAGAAAUGCUGAGAAUGAGUAUUAUGCAAAGAAUCCUGACCAGGCACAUCUCUAUCAAGAUGACGAAGUCGUUGAGUCCGACAACAGCAACGAGUCAUGUUUCGUCGAUUCCGAGGAUGAUGAGGAAGUAUCUUUAUAUUGUGAAAUUUGUGAUCGAGAAUUCUGCACGGUAGAACAACUUCAGCAACAUGUCAAUGAGCAUCAGACUUGCAAAAUUGAUGGAUGCACCUUCACCGCUCACCCUAAAAUCGUGGAAAAACAUAUCAGCAUGCAGCACUGUACGGGACUCUAUCAGAGGAUGAAGAGCGUAAUGAGCGAUGGUGAUAUUGAAAAGUGGAAAGCUGAGAGAAAAAGGCGAUAUCCCACAGCUGCCAACACAAAAUUACAAGAAGCAGAACAGUUAGAGAAAAAGCAACGAGGCGAAGUUGUAGAAAGUCAAGCUAAUAAACUGACCCGACCACAGGCAAAAAAAGAAAGACGCAAAAACCGCAAAAGACCCAAACAGUUUAAAAUUAUUGUCCCAGAUGACGAACCUGUGAGAGAACUCUAUAGAGGUUUAAUACCUUUUGCUGGAACACAAACGUUAGAUGUUGAAAACGGUAAUCGCAACAACUUCGUAGAUCAAGAAACAUUUGAAAAACAUGAAGUAGAAGAAGCCAUAGAAAAUUUCGUGGUUUCCGACGAAGAUGAAAAAAUUGACGAGCUACCAGCAACCAGUGAACCAUUAAAUAAUCUAUCAACAAUAGAUGUUGCAGUGGUGCCUGCAGUUUCACGGUUGAUGAGUUUAGUAGCUGAUUACGGCAGUGAUUCCAAUAAUGACGAACCACCAGAAGAAGUUCCUAUUAAAAGAAUGAAAGUAGAAGAGGAAGAUUUGCAAACCAAAUCAAAUGAAGUCAUCAAUAAUAUUCAAUCUAAAGUGCCUACCAAAGAAAAUGCUUCUACUAUCAAAUCGGCAGAUGUAAGAUUGACGUCAUCGGAAGAAAGUACAAAGCAACGCGAUAAAAGAUUUCAAAAAUCGAAAGAUUUCGAGAGGAAAUCAAAUAGCUUUAAUAGAAAACGAAAUGAUUCGCAGUACAGUAAUGGUAGAUUAAGAUUACUGAAUAAAUUACUUUCACGUUCGAUUCAACACGAAAGAAACGCGAUAUUCCAGUGCAUAACUUUUAUUGAAAAGAAUAGCUUUUUCGACUAGGAUGUAAUAUUAAACUUUAUAUUUAAAAACCGUGUUAUUAAUUUUUUGUUAACCUUAUUUCAUAGUAUUUUUAAAGUUUAAUGAAGUACUGUGUGCUGUGAUUGAAAUACGCUUAAAGAUAUAUUUUUUAUAAGAGACUUACAAAUUAUUACGUUUUUCCAUAUGUGAACAAUAUGGUAAAGUUACGUUUGUACUUUUAUAAUGUUUUUGGAAGAAUAAACC
Phymastichus coffea is the source of this 2477-nucleotide messenger RNA. Its product is annotated as FMR1-interacting protein NUFIP1-like. Gene Ontology annotation, biological process: box C/D snoRNP assembly. The transcript is spliced from 6 exons. Lineage: Eukaryota; Metazoa; Arthropoda; Insecta; Hymenoptera; Eulophidae. Gene Ontology annotation, molecular function: RNA binding. The record is from RefSeq and is a predicted model, not a curated record. Gene Ontology annotation, cellular component: nucleus. Bases 465 to 2255 code for a protein of 596 amino acids.